Molecule: messenger RNA, 3109 nt
Organism: Cryptotermes secundus
Lineage: Eukaryota; Metazoa; Arthropoda; Insecta; Blattodea; Kalotermitidae
Product: mucin-5AC
Exons: 8
Coding region: 196-2505 (769 amino acids)
Molecular function (GO): serine-type endopeptidase inhibitor activity
Source: RefSeq, a predicted model, not a curated record
UCGUACAAUCGUACAAGUUGCGGAUCAGUGGAUCUACAAGGUAACAGUUACAUCCGCAGACAUCAUGACCACAGGGUUUUAUCAGUUACAGUUUUCAUAUUUCUGCUGCUGGCGGCAACACUCGUGGGGGGUGGAAGUUCACCAUUCUGGGGCGCCCCUGAGCCAGUGCUAGUAUACCAACGCCCUAUAGAAGCAAUGGUGGACGUUACCAAUGAUUUAGGCGUAGCUGUCCUACAGGAUUACGCUUACACCCGAAGCAACUUCGCAUUCUCCCCGUAUGGUGUUGCGUCAGUGCUGGUGGUGUUGUAUGAAGGGGCACGAGGCGAAGCCGCAAGGCAGAUACACAAUACGCUGCGCCUGCCCUGGAAUGUAGAUGUCACUCGCAUCGGCUUUCGAGACAUCCACCGACAUUUGCGGGGCUACUUCAGCCACGAGGGCUAUCUGAGCGGGCUGUCGCUAAACAAGAACCAUACUUCCCUGCUGCCGGAAUAUCGGCGGAUCCUUCGGUUUUACGGGUACGACGUGGGCUUGGCUCCAGGAGACAGUUUCCCUCCCACCAAAUCUACAACACCUGCAACAGCCACAACAACGACAUCCAAACCCACUGAAGGCGUCGGCUCCACACCGGACACAACUGAGAACACGACAACGGAUGCCAAGGGCACAGUGACAGAGAGUGCAGCCACGACAGAAGGCACAGACGCCCCCAGCACAUCAGCACUUUCAGACGAAACUACUAACGGGCCUCAAGACAACACCGAAAAGGUUUCGAUUUCCGCAACUACAAUGCCGCCGGAGGCUGGCUUUACUUCGACCACUCUCACCAUCCAAACAGAAAGCACUAAUUCUCCCGGGCCUUCCGACGACGAGACAGUGACAACAGGAGAUGUUACCAGUGCUACAGAAUCGGGAACAGAACAGGAAUUCACACCAAUGUUGGACACUACAACGGAGUCAGUUCCACGUGCGCAGGCGAACGGAGCUACCACGCUGGCGGAAGUUACUUCUACUGUUGUGCUGGGAGAAGCACUUGAAGAGCCAGCAUCGACUGUACCUCAUGAAAUAACAGAACAAACAACACAGACAGCAGGGCCUCCAAAAGGACUAACUGAGGCAACGAUAUUCGCAGAACAAUCCACAGAAAAUGUAACACCAAGAGUACCACCAGGAACAGUCCCACCGAUAGAACAAGCAACAGAGACAAUCGCACCAACCGAACAACCAGCAGUAACAGUGACAGCGACAGAAGAAGUAUCGGAGAGAGUAACGCUGAUAGAGCAACCAACGACAGUAGAGUCAGUAGAAACACUGGUACCGACAGAGCAACCAGCAGAAACAGUAGUACCAACAGAACGACCAGGAGAUGCAGUGGCACAGACAGAACAGCCAACAGAAACAGCUGUACCGACAGAACGGCCAGGAGAUGCAGUGGCACAGACAGAAUCAGAAGAUAAAAUGACAGAGACAGGACAACAAACAGAAAGAGAGGUACCGACAGAACAACCAGCAGGUGCAGAACAAAUAGAAGUAGUGGUAUCCAUCGAACAGCGACCAGAAACAUUGACUACGAAAACAGUAGCAGAUAUAGCCAAUAACACCAUCCCUGACGAUGCAACAGAACAAGCAAGCUCGACGGAAAUAGACUCUGGAAGUAGCAUUGUCACAAACGACGAGGCGUUAGUACAAUCCAUGAGCAGGUUUCGUGAGGUCAGGUGGACAGUGGGCACAUCUUUCCCUCUAGCGUACAACUUGUCGAGUCCAGCUACAAGUGAAAAUACAACACUAGAGUCUAGAAACAGAACAAGGAGAUCAAUAGAGGAUUCUAUGGUUGUGUUUCCUGACAUCAGCCUCCAGCUGCAGAACGGGAUGUCCGACAGCCAGCUGUCCCGCGGGUUCGAGCUGUAUACCCAGCUGCCUAAGAGGCCUUUCCUCGUAGACGGGGUAUCUGAGGAACUGGUGCCUGUCAUGACCUACACAAUGACAUUUCGCUUUGCUUACAUUCAGCGUCUGCAUGCACAAGCAUUAGAGUUUCCUCUGGACGAUGAGCGCUACAGAUUGUUACUUCUGCUGCCUGUGGAGAAAAGGGGGCUGCGACAACUCAUAUACGAUCUGACCUCUUGCCCGCUCCGUCAGAUCUACCAAGCUCUUCGGUACACCAGAGUGCAGGCCGUCAUACCCAGCUUCAUGGUGGAGGGCUCUGUGAUUCUCACGCCCACACUGCAGCAGCUUGGUAUCUGGGAUGUGUUCGAUCCUCGCCGGGCCAACCUAUCUGGCAUGUCUAAUGACCCAGAGCUGUAUGUGAGGAACAUCGAACAGUCUGUCACCGUUGUCAUACGGAACUACAUUAAAAUCUUGGACAUCCAAACCAGAACAAUGGCGGCCAGAGCAGCAACCGAGAGAUUUGUUGUCACACAUCCCUUUCUCUACUUUGUCUUGGACACGGACACCCACAUUGCCCUCAUGGCUGGAAAGAUAGUUGACCCACUAAAUUCUAGGAUAUACUAAUGAUCAGUAUUCAUGAAAAGACAGCUGCCCCCUAAAUUCUAGGAGUCAUGGAAAAAUACACAACCAACCGAAUUCCACAUACAUUGUCUCAAACUUGGCCUGCAGAAUAUAAACCUCUUCAUCAACAUAAAAUUUUUUUGUCAGUCUUAAAAGAGCCAUCAUAAAAUUGGUUUCCUGAUUCCAAGCAGAGGCAAACUUCUCUCUUUGUCAAUGUCAGAUGGCUCUUGGGCCUAGCAAGCCCCUCCCACAGAAUGGAGCCAACCACUCAUCUCCAUUUAGUACCAAGGUUCAGUAUGUAGCUAAUAUGAAUGAAGAUGCAAGUCACCAUCCAACGUGCAUUCCUUCUUAUAUUGACAUGCUACUACAAUUCCGCCAUAUUUUGUAUUUAAAAGACCAUUAUAAAGGGGUGAACAUUAUUAAGAGAAAACUAUAUUAAUCACACUUGUACUGUUUCAUAUCAUGCUGCGUGAUGCUUCAUACUUGCUUUCUAGUGAUCUGUAAAUAUAACACAGUAAUAUCAGGUUCUACUUUCCUAAUGCUUCUAUUUUAUGAUCAGAUUAAAGGUAUUGUUCCUCAUUAGCAAAAUACAAUAUAUCUAAAUAAA